AGUCGAUCGUGCUCCCUCGCCGGCGCAUAGUCCUCGCGCCGAUCCAUAUCAAAUUCAAAUAUCGAACUUUCAGCGUGCGCUCCAAACAAACUUGACCUGUGACUUUUUACUUUUUUUUCUGUUUCUUAAACUUUUUAAAACGGUGUUGUGUUGUGGAAUGAAACCUUUCUGCCAAGUUUCUUUUUUUUUUUACUAAUUUGUUGCUUUUCUCGAAUUUAAAAUGAAAAUGUGUGCGGCCGAGUUUUAGUGACAAGUUGCGGUUAAGUUCGCAUACGUACCUCUUUGGAUGUAGUACUGAAUAUUCGCAUUUUCGUUUUGUGUUAUACAUUUUAUGUGAUUGUGGUAUAAUAAACGGUACGAGCCACCUUCGGUUAUGAACAUAAGUUUUACGUCGCAUGGACGCCGCGGCUAGUGUUGUGCAGUGCACGAUGCGGUACUACGCGACCGCUACCCCAAACCAACGGAUUCUCAAGUUAGUGACGUGCGCGUGACACCAUAGAUUAUAAACAUACAGCCAGAGUCGAUCGAUUCAUCGAUUGUGUUCUAUAGACAAUCACGAAUGAACAGCCUCAUGCUGACGACUAACGGAGUUGUGGAUGACCCUACUUGUGUUGAUAACAACAUGUCUUUCUCGUCGUACAACAUGAUGGACUCAGGAGGGGCAGGCAUCGCCGAAUCACCCCCAACCUACCACCGCAGCUACGAGCAAUACGUCCAAGGAGGCGUGGAGAACAGCGCAGACUCAGUCCAAGACCAGACAAGCCCAGACUUGGUCGUCUGGUCAACCUUACCCUACGGCUUAGACUACAGAGCCCAGUAUGAUUACAGAAGCCCAUAUGAAACGUCCAGAGAUUAUUCGAAUCAGCAGUACGCUAGAGCGCCUUUUACCACGAAGAUGGGGCAGGCUAAAGCGCUCAAGGAAGCCAGGAUACGUAGACCCAUGAACGCCUUCAUGGUCUGGGCGAAAGUGGAGCGGAAGAAAUUGGCUGAUGAGAAUCCUGAUCUUCACAAUGCUGAUCUGAGUAAAAUGCUAGGUAAAAAGUGGCGUUCGCUGACACCGCAAGACAGACGACCUUUCGUUGAGGAGGCGGAGCGACUCCGGGUGAUCCACAUGACGGAGCAUCCGAACUACAAAUACCGGCCUAGGAGACGGAAGCAGAAUAAGACGAGACCUAACCAGCCUCCCACGCCUGCAAGCGCCCCACCUACAUCAUCAGCAGCCUUAGGCUCCCCCUACGCCACUGCGACUGACUCACCCGACGCAAGAUUCUCCCACAACCCAGGAGCUGGCUUCUCGCCUUACCGCACGUCACCCCUCGCCCCCGAUUCUUACCAAUCAAACCCCCAGUUCAACGGACACGUUCAAACGCCCGAAUCUUCCCCCGCUAGGUCCCCUGAACCACAAGGCAGGAGGAGUGCCCCCGCUGAAGCCCCGUUGCCGACACCAGACGCGUCUCCUGUAGAAAAUGAGAAAGAGAACUUUCAGUAUGAGGAGAGGCGAAGAGCCAUCAAUGCUUCUUCUCUAUCAGAAUCAUAUUCGCCUUACAAAACCUAUAGGACCCCAGGGUCUUUCUCACCAGCGCCUGUCGCUGCUAUGGGCAUGGCCAACGGCAUGUAUGUGAUGUGCACGCAGCGAACGCUAGCCGAACAGCCGCCACUAGUGACAGGAACUUUCUUUCCACCAGUAGCUACUUCGCAGGACCAGCAGGCUUUAGGCACGUCCACUCCGAAAGUGACAUCGGCGCUGAGCGGUUCCAUACCAUCGGAAUACAGCAUUCAGUAUCUCCCGUACGAUCAGUACGAGCAAAUGUACAAAACGGAGGAGUCAUACGUGUGUCAUUAUCCGGAACAGCCCAAGACGGAGUACGACACUGGCGGUUCCUACUUCUCUGAGGAGCCACCUUCUAAUCCACCGCAGGAGAACGAGCAGAACUACAUGAAUCCGCGUUCUGAAAUAAGGACUGGUUCACCUGAGUCUGACGUGGACGCUAGGGAAUUCGAUAAGUAUUUGGACUAUGGCACUGAAGGUUCUAUCGAGCAGCAUCAGCAAUAUAGAUAUGAACAGCAGCAACAACAACAACAGCAGCAGCAAGGUUAUAGGCCUCCCUACUGCCCUGAGCAGGCUCCAGGGCCUGAGUAUUGCUCGGAGAGGGUGUAUCCUUCCCCUUACGCGUCUGUGAUUUCCGGCACCCCAUCCGUGGGGCCGUACGCCCCUGCUCCGCCCGCUGACGUUAGACCCGAAGACGAAUUCAGCGUAAUCCUGGCUGGAGUCAGACAAACAUGUUACAGCAAUUGACUAUACAGGACUGAUAUGGGGUAGAAAUAAUAGGGACACUUCCUGAAUUAAGCCCAAAGAAUUCGAUCUUUUUUUUCGUUAAGCGUACCUGUUAAAGUGAGUCCUAAACCUGGUAUUGCGCACUGAUACAUUUAUAAUAAUGUUGACUUCUUUUUUCGAAAAAUAAAAAAUAAACUGGUUCCAUAAUCGUAAUGUCACGGUUUCGAACGAUAAUCAUGUUUCCUAUUAUAUUGCGU
Molecule: messenger RNA, 2532 nt
Organism: Chilo suppressalis (striped riceborer)
Lineage: Eukaryota; Metazoa; Arthropoda; Insecta; Lepidoptera; Crambidae
Source: the annotation of a GenBank genome assembly